GCCACCGCAAUAUGUUUUCUAUUCUCUGAAGCAUGGGUUGUAUACAAAGCAAGCCUGUCACGCAACAUAAGUUCUGUGAUACCUGGCCACAGCCGCCUGCAGCUGAUGGAAUAGUAGAAUGUGGCUGCCUAGGUUUACAACAAAAUGAUGGUCAGCCUGGUACCGGUAUUGCAGCGGCGAUCGUCAAUCUAGACUCCCAAGAGACAUCGACAAAACAUGCGGGCCUACCUUUGGACGCAGUACUGCGAAGGGCACCGACAGGCGAGCUGGCUAUUUUGGACGAGUUGCAGCUGCGUGCAGCCCUACAGCAUGCAUCUCAGCCUGUACUCGUUCUAACAGUCCCGUCACAGCUUCCUGCUCGUCCGGAGACGGACGUUUCACCGGAGGGGCUUCCAGACGCAUUGCUAAUCAGCACACCUGAAGAGACGAGCGAUGGAAAUGCAGCGGAACCAACUUUUAAGCUCUCAUACAUUGGAGAGGAAGCCCAUCUUAUGCUCACCACUGAGCAGGGCUUUACGGCGCUGCGAUGUGUAUUAGCCAACGAUGCCGCACUGCAGUCUCUGGGCUUGGAAGAUGAGCCGGCGGUAUUGGGCUUCCUGGCUCGCAGCUUCCACGCGGACCGGGGCCUGGUGUCGCUCUUCCAGGAUGCCGUCAAGCGGCUCCUGGCGGGACACCUGACGGCAGCCAAGCACUUCGUGCCUGGAGACUUUGGCCGGGACCGGUACUUCCUCAGCAUGCGGAUUUCGCCCUUUGCGUUCCGGGCAAGUACACCCUCAGCCAACUCCGAUGCCGCAACCGCUGCGGGUUCAUGUGCUUCAUCACCCUCAUGCUGCGCUACGGCGCCCUCCGGCUGCUGCUGCGGGUGCCUGGUGCCGGGUAUGCUGCUGGAGCUGGAUGUGCCGUACGAGGGCAAGGAGCUGGCGGCGCGGCUUCAGCGGGACUACCUCAUCCUCUCCAACAUCCCCUCCAUGGUCACCAUCUUUGACCUAAGCGGCAAUGUGCUGCACCAGAAUCGCUCCUCGGUGGCCUUCAUGGGCUACCUGGUGGGGGCGGGGCUCAGCCGCCGAGCCACGCAGCAACAGUACCAACAGCAGCUCCAGGCAGGAAACAGCAGCCGCAGCAGUGGCGGCCCGACUGCGCCCUGGGUGUUUCGGCAGCAACACCAG
Molecule: messenger RNA, 1166 nt
Organism: Astrephomene gubernaculifera
Lineage: Eukaryota; Viridiplantae; Chlorophyta; Chlorophyceae; Chlamydomonadales; Astrephomenaceae
Source: the annotation of a GenBank genome assembly